UCCUGACAGAUCUACACCCCCCUUGCUUUUCAACCGGCUUCACCGGGGAUUCCAGUGCGGAUGUGCAGCCCGUAUACACUUCCCUCUGCAGAUAACAUCCGUAAACAGCACACCCAAUAGGUAUCUUCUGUCCGCAAAUCAAUGAGCUCUGCACCAGAGUUAAAAGGUGCUCCCCGCAGAACUACAAGUCCCAGAAUGCCAUUCCCUGUCACUCUAUGGUGCUGCUGCUGGGAACUGUAGUUCCGCAGUCCCGAAGGCUUCCAGUCUCUCAGACGCGCAGUUCCUCCCUCAAGUCCCUUUAAUUCCACCCCUCCCAGCCCACUAACAAAACACGGGCUGUGUUCCCUGCGUGAGCCACUGGCAGCUGAGAGGCAGAUACAUCGGCUGCUCCACAUUCCCACUGGAGGAGGAUUUCCCAAUGCUCGGAGCUGGUGUCUAGCCGCUUCCUUUAGGAUUUACACAUUUCUGCGGAGGGACACAUUGGUCCCAUGAUUGGCUUGUGGACUUUCCUGCCUGCUUCCCUUGUCAGUGACUGAUCUCCUGUGUGUGCGCCUGAUAUCUCGUGUCUCAGUACAACGUACCCCUCCACGGCAAGAGGAUGUUUGACAAGGGCCGGAUCCCCUUUGUAAUCCUGGAUAUAGUCUGCCUGAUACUAGCCGGAUUGCCUUUUGCAAUUCUCAAUUUGAAGCAUACCCCCUUCCAAAGAGGAUUUUUCUGUAACGAUGAUUCACUCCGGUAUCCAUACAAAGAAGACACCAUUUCAUAUGGCUUAUUGGGGGGAAUCAUGAUCCCAUUCUGUAUUAUUCUUAUGAUAUUAGGAGAGACCUUAUCGGUCGUUUAUAAUGACUUACGUUCCAGUGCCUUUAUCAGGAACAAUUAUGUAGCCACUAUUUAUAAAGCCAUUGGGACGUUCAUUUUUGGGGCGGCUGCGAGUCAGUCGCUGACAGACAUUGCUAAGUACACCAUAGGUCGACUGAGGCCACAUUUCCUGGACGUGUGCAAACCCAACUGGUCCAAAAUCAACUGCAGCCUGGGCUACAUUGAGACCUUUGUCUGCGAGGGGGACCCUACUAAAUCCAGUGAAGGAAGAUUGUCCUUCUACUCUGGCCACUCGUCCUUCUCCAUGUACUGCAUGGUGUUCCUCGCUCUCUAUCUCCAGUCGAGAAUGAGAGCUGACUGGGCCAGAUUACUUCGUCCUACGAUUCAGUUUGCUCUGAUCGCAGUGUCUGUCUAUGUUGGACUUUCCAGAGUUUCUGACUACAAGCACCACUGGAGUGAUGUUCUGACUGGUCUCAUCCAGGGUGCAGUCGUAGCUGUACUUAUUGUGGUGUAUGUCUCAGACUUUUUUAAAGAGAAGAAGGGCAGUUUGAACCAAAAGGAAGAAGAUUCCCACACGACUUUACAUGAGACACCAACAAAUGGAAACCACUAUGGAACUCAUCAGCCCUGAACGCGGGAGGGACUUCCUCCCACCACCUUGCCACUUAAUGCAAAAAAAUUAUCCUGCUUUUAGAGAAAUGUAUUUAGAAGAGUGAAGACUCUCUUUAAAAAAAAAAAAGCCUUGGAACGGCCAGCACCUGCCCUCCAUGCUGAAAUAUAUUAACCCUUUGGGUAGCAGAGUGAUCCAAUAUCAAUGAUGAUAAACUCUCUGGGUCCCAAAAGGUUAUUGGACUGCUGCUAUAAUUGUUGGAUGCUAAAGAACACCCUAUGUAUAUGUUAUAGCUUUAAAAUAAAAGUUUCUUUAUGCAUUUAUCAACUAUACACAAAAAACGUGAAAUGUGGUAUUCAAACUGUAAAUUUUUUAUUAAAAUAGUGUUAACGCAUUUUAUGUACAAAAACACUUGUAUAAUAUUGCUUUGCUCAAAGGUUGCUUGUGAGCCAAAUUUAUACCACCAAAACAAUAAAAAUGGUUUAUAGCAAA
This is a messenger RNA of Xenopus laevis (African clawed frog), 1921 nucleotides long. It is a transcript of the gene plpp1.S, whose product is annotated as MGC80748 protein. The record is from RefSeq and is a predicted model, not a curated record. Bases 599 to 1450 code for a protein of 283 amino acids. The transcript is spliced from 6 exons. NCBI's taxonomy places the organism in Eukaryota, Metazoa, Chordata, Amphibia, Anura, Pipidae.